AAAUGGCGUAAUCCUGAUUUACAAGAAGUGAUAGAUUAUUUACUUGAUGAUGAUGAUGAUGUUAAGGCACAUGCUGCAGCUUAUUUACAACAUCUAUGUUUUAUGGAUGAUGAUAUGAAGGCCAAAACAAGAGGGUUAGGUGGAAUACAGCCAUUAGUUAAAUUAUUAAGUAAUGAUUUCCCUGAAGUUCAUCGAAAUGCUUGUGGUGCUCUACAGAAUUUAUCUUAUGGUAAAGCUAAUAAUGAAAAUAAGAAAGCAAUACGAGCCUAUAAUGGUAUACCAGAAUUAAUCAGGUUGUUACGUAAAACUCAAGAUGAAGAUGUCAAAGAAUCAGUUACAGGAAUAUUAUGGAAUUUAUCUUCUUGUGAGGAUUUAAAGAUGCCAAUAAUAGAUGAUGGUCUAGCUGUAUUAGUAAAUGUAGUUAUUAUACCAGGUUCAGGAUAUGAUAGAGUUGGCUCUACACCAUAUAAAGAUCAUGAACAAUGGACAACUGUAUUUAGAAAUGGUACUGGUGUCAUUAGAAAUGUGAGUUCUGCUGGUUAUGAAUCAAGAAAGAGGUUACGUGAAUGUCGUGGUUUAGUUAAUUCAUUGAUCCAUACAUUAAAACAAGCUGCUGAUACAAUGGAUUUAGAUAAUAAACCAAUAGAAAAUGUUGUCUGUACUUUACGGAAUCUAUCAUACAGAAUACAAGAAAUUCAAGAUCGUGACUUCUAUAAGAAACGCUAUAAUACAUUACAAAGAAUGUCACGUGAUACUGAUAAAGGUGAAAAUUCUGGGUGUUUUGGUGGUGGAGUUGGUAAAAAGAAAGGUCAACAGAAAGGAGAUAAUAAAAAUAGCCCCGCACAGAACACAAUAAAUAAGAAUAUAUCAUUUUGUAAUUAUAGAAAUAUGAAUACCAAACUUCCAGCUAUAGCCAAUGAAUAUAAAGCAUUAUGGGGCAUAGAAGUUAUACAGAAAUAUCUAAUUUUAAUCAAAAAUACUUCCAAUCCUAUUACAUUAGAGGCUGGAGCUGGUGCUAUUCAGAAUUUAGUAGCCUGUGAUUGGGCACCUGCAGUAGAAAUUCGAGGUAAUGUACGUAAAGAGAAAGGUUUACCACAUCUUGUAGAUUUAUUAGCUUUUGAAAAUGAUCGAGUGGUGUGUGCAGCAGCAACAGCAUUACGUAACCUAGCUAUAGAUGAUAGAAAUAAAGAAUUGGUCGGUAAAUAUGCUAUGAGACAGCUAGUUAGUAAAUUACCACAAGAUACCAGACAUUCAGAAUUAGUACCACCAGAUGAUACUUUAUGUGCUGUUAUUGCUACACUAUACGAAGUUGUUAAAACUAAUCAGGAUUUUGCAUCAUCAUUUUUAGAAGAAAAAGGUGUUGCUCGUCUCAUGUCUAUAACUAUGUCUGAAGGAAAAUAUCUUGCCAGGACAAUAAAAUAUGCAUCAACUGUUUUACGUACUAUGUGGCAGUUUAAAGCCUUACAUAAUCAAUAUGCUAGAUUAGGACAUAAAGAAAGUAAUUUCCUCUCAGCUUCAGCUAUACCUAGGUAA
Messenger RNA from Lottia gigantea (owl limpet), 1533 nucleotides. RefSeq lists its product as hypothetical. The transcript has 11 exons. Lineage: Eukaryota; Metazoa; Mollusca; Gastropoda; Lottiidae. The record is from RefSeq and is a predicted model, not a curated record. The annotation marks the transcript as partial. Gene Ontology annotation, biological process: cell-cell junction assembly; cell-cell adhesion. Gene Ontology annotation, cellular component: cytoplasm; adherens junction; plasma membrane. Gene Ontology annotation, molecular function: cadherin binding.